AUGAAAAAUCUCAAUUUACCUUGGAAUAUUGCUGAAGAAACGUGGAAUGCAUGUUGGGAAAUAGUAUCAAAACCAAAUUGUACUUCUAUACAAAAUUCAAAUACAAAAAAUAUACUAAAAUCUACGAAUGGUGGUGGGGGAUAUUCAGAUACUGAAAUAAUUGCGUGCAAAAAACGGACUAAUUCUCCAAAUAUCCAUGAGUGUGCAUCACAAAAUGAUUUAAGAUCGUAUUAUCAAAAUGGUGAUUCAUCUGCUGUACAUCAAGCCAAAACAAUUAAAGAUUUAAUGUUGCCGAUAAAGUCAAAACAAAAACAAAAUAGAAACGAUAAAAAUAACUAUUCUGUAUGGAGAAAAAUAGAAAUACCAUCAAAAUUAUUCGAUUUCAUGGCGUGUACAGCUAGUCCAACAAUUCCAUUAUUACGUUUACAUUAUGAAAUUGUUCAAUUUGAGGAAUUUAUUAAACCAAAAUGUGAAGAAGCCUAUGUACGACAACAAGUUGUCGAUCGAAUCAAAAGUGUUAUUCAUGAACAUGUUCCAAAUGCAAUUCUAUAUUUACCUCGCAGUGAUCUUGAUCUUUUGGUUUACUCUGUUGAUCAACGUAAUUGGAAAGAUGAUGAAUUAUAUUCAUUAAUGAAAACUUUAAAAGAUGCAUUUUGUAAAUGUGGCAUUAGUACUGAAGGAAAUAUAAAUGUUCUUAAUUAUGCAUCAACACCUAUUAUCAAAUUAGUUGAUAAUGAAACAGAACUUAGAGUUGAUAUGAGUUUUAAUAUGAAUAAUGGUGUUCGAAGUGCACAUUUAAUUUCGAAAUAUUUGAAAGAAUUUCCAUUGUUGCGUUAUCUUGUAUUUGUUUUAAAACAAUAUCUUGUUCAACACGAUCUCAAUGAAGUUUGGACGGGAGGAAUUAGUUCUUAUAGUCUUAUUCUUAUGCUAGUCAAUUUUUUUCAGCUUCAUUGCAACCCUGAUAUUGAGCAAUUUCAUAUGAAUCUUGGUGAUUUACUGAUUCGUUUUCUUGAAUUAUAUGGACUUGUUUUUAACUAUGGAAAAUUUGGUAUCAAAGUACAAACAUCUGAUGUAUCAAAUAAACGCAAUGGAUAUAUACCAAAAGAUGAACUAUUUACAAAAUUCAAUUGUGGACAUCGAUCAACAGGUCUUUUAUGUAUUGUUGAUCCAUUUAAUGAAAAUAAUGAUAUUGGCAAAGCAUCGUAUAAAACAGUUGAAAUAAAAAAUGCAUUUCGAAAUGCGUUUGAUAAACUACAGAAUGCUGUGAAUCCAACAAAUCCCGUAGUUGAUAAAUCGCGAAGUAUAUUGGGUCAGAUUAUAGUCAUUGAUGAUGAUCUGAUAAAGUAUCGAAAACGUCUACACAAUUAUUUUCAUACAAAACUGGCACCACAAAUGAUCAUACCAGUUGCACAGCAGCAACAGCAAUCAUAUUCUAUGUGUUCCACAAUACCAAAAAAUGGAGUACAUCGUCACUUCCCGAAUAAUCAAGCAUUGAAAAUAGCAACCACUUUGAUCCCAGACCAUCAUUCUCAUCAAUCUAAGUCAGAAACAUCACAACCACAAACAAAUGGAAAUGAUGUCAAAAGUCUUUCAUCACGUUAUACAACGAGUACUGAUAGUUCCCGUGCACAAUCAACAUCGUCAUCCAAUAAUACAUCGUCAAGCUCCAGUAUAACAAGUGAUUCUGACAAUGAAACUCGUGAUCGUUCGCAACAACGCUUAGAUAAAACUGUCGUUAGUUCAUCUUCGUUAUCUAUAAAUAGUGAUAUCAAUAAUAAAUUUGAUGAUGCAAAUAAUUCAAGCAGUGAAACACCAAGAGUCAAUGAUACAAUUGUGAAUAAACGUAUUUUAAUUAAUGGUAAUCAAACAGAUGAUGAUUAUGAUAGUGAAAAGACACCGACUGCAGCUUUAAAAGAACUACCUGAAACAUCGACAACAACAACGACCAACAGCACGGAAACAGAUUGUUCUACAUUAAUUUCACCACAUUCAUCAACACCAUCACCUAUACCGCCAUUUAUGAAUAUAGCAGCUGCCACACAAACGAUUGAUGACAAAGGGCUAUUUGAAAAACAACAUCAGAAUUAUCAUUUGCCAUCACAUUAUCCUCAACAUCAGUAUUACUCAAACAACACAAACGGCAAUUAUUCUCAUGUUAAUAAUAAUCGAAAAUAUUAUCAAAAUGGCGCUGGUGGUGGCGGUGGUGGUGGCGGAGGAGGAGGGUGGCGAGAACCGUCGUAUCCUCUUCGUAAACAACAUCAAACAUCUCGUCGACAUCCCAAAAAUGGUGAAACACAUCCACAUAGGACUAAUAGUUAUUUUCGACAACAGCAAUCCCAAAACAAUAAUAAUUAUCAUCUUCGAAAUAAUUUGCCAGAUUUAAUAUCGCCCUACAUUCAGUCACAAUCACAAACAACGAAUACAACGAAUUCGUCAUCAUCAUCAACGUUAUCAUCUCAACAACGUUUGUCCCAAAAUUACUCUCAUUAA
Didymodactylos carnosus is the source of this 2490-nucleotide messenger RNA. The record is from the annotation of a GenBank genome assembly. NCBI's taxonomy places the organism in Eukaryota, Metazoa, Rotifera, Eurotatoria, Philodinida, Philodinidae.